Messenger RNA from Malaclemys terrapin pileata, 14554 nucleotides. It is a transcript of the gene NBEAL1, whose product is annotated as neurobeachin like 1. The record is from RefSeq and is a predicted model, not a curated record. Gene Ontology annotation, cellular component: membrane; cytosol. Bases 622 to 8799 code for a protein of 2725 amino acids. Gene Ontology annotation, biological process: intracellular protein localization. Lineage: Eukaryota; Metazoa; Chordata; Testudines; Emydidae. The transcript is spliced from 56 exons. Gene Ontology annotation, molecular function: protein kinase binding.
CCCCGCCGAGCUGUGUCGGGCAGCUGCAUUAGCGGCUGCGCGCUGAGAGGAGCCGCUCCCAGGCCGGCCGCCCCCUGCGCCCGGGGUCAAUUAUCCACAUUAAUAUUGUUUGGCUUUUUUUUUUCUUCUACACCUCCAAGAGUAUUGUAUUCUCUGCCUUGUAGCUUUAUCCUGUUUUUUUCCUGUUUAACUCAGCUGCAAAACACAAGUUCAUGAAGGCUGUAAACCAAUUGGUUCCUUGUUAGAGAUGUCACUGAUAAGAGAAAUAGAGAUUGUCUCUACCUAGUUCCUGAGGUCUCCAGUGUUUAAAUAUGGAUUUCUCUCUCACAACAUAAGCCUGAAACUUUUAUUUUUACUCUCUGAGGUUAAUACUGAAGUGGCAUUGAUGAAGAGGAGCUACUUGACAGUUGCCUUUGACUGGUUGAAUUGUGCAGCAUUGUUUACCCAGGAGAUACAUUGAGAUCCAUUUGUUUUCAUCCUUGACAUUGUUUCCACCUGGGUUAUGGCAGAAUUCUGAUACAAAAGCAAAAACGUACAGGGGGAACAAUUUGGAAUAUAAACUGAGCAUGGUAGGAUCUUGAAUGCAAAUUGUCGUAAAAGGAGAGACGGGGAGGUGAAGGAAUGGCAUCCAGAGAGAGGCUGUAUGAACUUUGGAUGCUUUAUUGUAACAAGAAAGACCCAGAUUAUUUGCAGCUUUGGCUGGACAGUUUUGUUUCUAGCUAUGAACAAUUUCUGGAUGUGGACUUCGAGAAGCUUCCCACGAGGGUGGAUGAUGUACCUCCUGGAAUAUCACUACUUCCUGACAAUAUUCUGCAGGUCCUGAGGCUUCAGCUGCUACAAUGUGUCCAAAAAAUGUCAGAUGGACUAGAGGAGGAGCAACAAGCCCUGUCACUUUUACUUGUCAAAUUCUUUAUCAUCCUUUGCAGAAAUCUGGCUAAUGUGGAAGAAAUUGGGACUUGCUCCUACAUUAAUCAUAUCAUCACCAUGACUACACUCUACAUUCAGCAGUUAAAAAGCAAAACAAAAGAGAAAGACGUGGCAGAUCAAUCACCUAUAGAAGAGUUUGUAAGACACGCAUUGGCUUUUUGUGAAAGUCUCUAUGAUCCGUAUCGAAACUGGAGGCAGCAAAUUGCAGGGCGAAUCCUGAGUAGUGUUGAAAAGAGCAGACAAAAGUAUAAACCUGCUUCCCUCACAGUGGAAUUCAUCCCUUUCUUUUACCAAUGCUUUCAAGAAAGUGAACAUCUCAAGGAAAGCCUGAAGUGUUGCCUGCUACAUCUCUUUGGAGCCAUUGUGGCUGGUGGACAGAGAAAUGCUCUUCAAGCCAUAUCUCCUGCCACCAUGGAAGUCUUGAUGCGUGUUUUGGCAGACUGUGACACCUGGGAUGAUAGGGAUCCUGAGGAAGUGAGCAGGAAAGCAGAGCUGACUCUUAAGUGCCUGACAGAAGUAGUGCAUAUCCUUCUCACCAGUAGUUCAGACCAGCGGCAAGUGGAGACCAGUACCAUACUGGAGAACUACUUCAAGUUGCUUAAUUCAGACCAUUCAGCGUUGCCUAACUCCAGGAGAUCUAGGCAGUGGGAGAAUAGGUUCAUUGCACUACAGAUCCAAAUGCUGAACACCAUCACAGCCAUGUUAGACUGCACUGAUAGGCCUGUUCUGCAGGCCAUUUUCCUUAAUAGUAACUGCUUUGAGCAUCUCAUCCGACUGCUGCAGAACUGCAAGCUGUUUUUAAAUGCUAACAAUAAGGUGGCAGACAAGAGUGAAAAAGACCUUGCCAACAAAUUACUGACAGAAAUGAAUGAGGACCAGGUGUUUCAGGGACAACUAGACUGCUUGGCAGUAUCCACCAUUCAAGCCCUUACAGCAGUAUUGCACAAAUCUCCAGCUGCGAAGGAGGUCUUUAAAGAGCGGAUUGGUUAUGCACAUAUGUAUGAAGUACUAAAAUCUCUGGGUCAGCCUUCGCGAGAGUUGCUAGAAGAACUUAUGAAUAUGGCUGCCGAAGGUGAUCACGUGUCUGUUGGAAUUUUGGGCAUUAGUAACGUCCAGCCCUUAUUACUGCUUAUCCAGUGGCUUCCAGAGCUAGAGUCACAUGACCUUCAGAUCUUCAUCUCAAAUUGGUUGAAGCGAAUCUGCUGUAUUAACAGGCAGAGUCGUGCCACGUGUGUCAAUGCAAACAUGGUCAUCCGCAUCAUUGAGACAUUAAACUUCCACUCUUCACUUCAUCGCACUUGUGCUGAGAACCUGAUUGGCCUCCAGGGUUCUUUGGGAAGUCAAUCAAUGAGCUCUGAAGAACUGCAUCGACUAAUACGACUCUUGAGGACUAAUGAACCAAAGCAGUCUCACCCUUACGUCAUCCCUGUGAUGCGUGCAAUUCUGGCAAUGGCUCGGAAGCAAGGCCUGGACAGUGCCAUGCAAUAUUUCAACUUGUCCCCCAGCAUGGCAGGAAUUGCUGUGCCACCUAUUCACAAAUGGCCAGGCUCUGCAUUUUCCUUCAAUGCUUGGCUAUGCCUAGACCAGGACCAAGUUACACCUGACAUCACCAGCAAGGGAGGAGGCAAGAGGAAGCAACUAUACAGCUUUUUUACAGGAAGUGGGAUGGGUUUCGAGGCCUUCAUUACCUGCUCUGGAACGCUGGUGGUUGCAGUUUGCACAAAGAGAGAAUAUGCAACAGUGAUGCUGCCAGAGCAUUGUUUGUGUGAUUCCCUCUGGCACAACAUAACUAUUGUUCAUAUGCCUGGAAAGAGGCCCUUUGGUCAAAGCUUUGUCUACAUCUACGUCAAUGGACAACAGAAGAUCUCUGCCCCACUUAGAUUUCCUGCCAUGAAUGAACCUUUUACUUCUUGCUGCAUUGGUUCAGCUGGUCAGAGGACAACCACUCCUCCUCCAUCUCAGAUACCGGACCCACCCUUCUCUUCCCCGAUUACGCCUCAUCGAACAUCUCUAGGUGGGAUUCUCUCUCCAGCUAGUUGGGGCGGACUGCUUGGGAAAUCAGAAUUGAUCACCAAGUUGAUCUCCGCGGGUACCCAGGACAGUGAAUGGGGAUGUCCAACAUCACUGGAGGGCCAGCUUGGGUCAGUUAUCAUCUUCCAUGAAGCACUGCAGCCCUCGCAGGUGAAAGCUUUAUAUUUGGCAGGCCCAAACUGUCUAACUCCAUGGAAAUCCCAAGAGUCUGAAGUGGCCGAUCUGCCCAGUAAAGUGCUUCUUCACUAUACACCCAAGGCCUGCAGAAACCCAAUCUGCCUUGACCUGUCCACAAAUCUUUUACAUGGAAGACUAACUGGAAACAAAGUAGUGAACUGGGACAUCAAGGAUAUGAUAAAUUGUAUUGGUGGAUUGAAUGUGCUGUUUCCACUACUGGAGCAGAUCAGUUUUCUCAGUGGACAGGUGCCUGAGAGGUCUGAAGGGGAAACUAUACCUCAGGAACUGGUGACUCCAAUAGAGGGAGACUGGGUGGUGUUAUCAUCCACAAAGGCUUCAGAGGCUCGUCUAGAGAAGAAUAUUGUUGCAACUUUCAUCUUGAUGAUAAAGCAUUUUAUUCAAAGACACCUUAUUAACCAAGAUAAUCUCAUUCACUCCCAUGGAGUUGCUACCCUAGGAGCCUUGUUACAGAAGGUGCCAGGCAGCUUGAUGGAUGUGAAUGUACUGAUGGCUCUGCAGUUAUUGAUAGAACAGGUCUCUGUGGAAAAAAAUGUGCAACUUUUGCAACAGAUGUAUCAACAUUUACUUUUUGACUUUAGUAUCUGGAACCGUGGAGACUUCCCUUUCCGGAUUGGACAUAUACAGUACCUUUCCACAAUCAUCAAAGACAGCAGGAGGCUCUUCAGAAAGAAGUAUGGAGUGCAGUUUCUGCUAGACACACUCAGGAUUUAUUAUGGUAGUGGCUGUAAAGACAGGGACUUAGCUCCAGAUGACCUCAGAACAAUACAAACAUUCCUAUAUGGACUGAUCAAAUAUUUCCUAAGCAAAGGUGGGACACAUGAAGAAAUACAGAGCAUCAUGGGAUAUAUAGCUGCGACCAGUGAAGAGGAACAGCUCUGUGGGAUUCUUGAUAUACUCUUCAGCCUACUUCAUACAAGCCCAACCCGGGACCAGCUUUUCUUGUUGCUUUUUGAACCAGGAAAUGCUGAUAUUCUCUAUGCUCUGUUACUGAAUCAGAGAUAUUCUGACAGGCUAAGGGAACUUGUAUUCAAGAUUGUAGAGCAGAUGCUGAAAUGUACUAAAGUCUAUGAACGGAGUAAACAACGUAUGAGACUCAGAGACGUGGGAUACUCUGGGCUAGGGCUCCUUCUGAAUGAAUCCCCAGUUACCAUUUCUCUUAUUAAAAAUCUUCUUAACCAAAUUCUGUAUGCAGAUCCUGUUGUGAAUUACAGAGACCUCAUAGCUGUGGUGCACCUGUCUCAUAGGGCAGAUAUAAAUGUUAGAGUGGCCAUCUGCAAAAAGGUUUUACAGCUUUUACAUUCCCAGCCGGAUGCAGCACAGCAGAUUUCUCAACAGCUAGCCUGGCAGGAGACAUUGGUUAGACUAUUCCUAAAAGAGAACUCCGACAUCAGGAAUGGACUUAAAGAGAGCAGGACUGACUCUACAAAGGAAGAUGAAAAAAAAAUUCCUCCUGAAGAGCUUCAGAAAUGCUAUCCUGAUCAGACAGAGGGGGGGAAAGCUGGUGGCUUUGCCUCAGUUAAUGGUUCAUAUGAUCAGUGGAGCGUGGAAGACAGCAAAUCUUUAGAUGUCCCCAGCUGUUUUUCUGGUACAUUGCUGGAAGGUACUUCCGUGGAAGAGAUGACUUUCAGGUCAGAGGAUCAAGAAGAGUUAUGGCACAGUAAUCCUUCACAUUUGCGUUUAGAUCUGUCUAGCGUGGACUCUUAUGAGCUGGCUGAUAGUGGGAAUCAAAUGACAGAUAGCUUACCCAGCACACCAUCACCCAUUGAAAAUUCAAAGCCAUUCUCUGGUCAGCCUGACAAAGAAUCAAGCGUCGUCAAUGAUAUGGGAUUCAGCGUUGAUCUUUCGUUAUUUGAAAACCAAGGAGGAUCUGAAGAGGAGCUCAUACAGUUGCUCACAGAUGUCCUGCUCUGUGUGAUGUGGAAAGGUUUAGAAAGGUUUGACGAUGCUGUCUGGAUUGAGAGGGGACAGGUGUUUUCUGCACUGACCAAACUGGGGAUAUCUAAUGAGUUACUGCAACCUUCUGAUGAAAUAAAACUCAACUUGCUAGAGAAGAUGCUGGAAUGGACAGUCACUGAUAACAGAGACACAAAAGCUCUUCCGACACAUGCUGAAAAUGCCUUCCGGCUCCUGCUCAUUGUACAGGACUUUCUACAGGCAGAAGGGCUAGUUAAUUCAAACUUAUGGACAGAAAAGCUUUUAGAAGAGCUGGUGACACUCAUUGACAGCCUGUCACUCUGGUACUCUGCUGGCCCAGAAUGGAUCAAGCUCUCCCAAGUGCAGGUCCAGUUGCUCCUGGGAUUCAUUGGACAAGAUAACUUACAGGUUUGCGCUAUGGCAGCAGCCAAGCUAAACACCCUUCUUCAGACCAAAGUAAUUGAAAGCCAAGCUGAGGCGUGCUACCUCUUGGGGAAGUUGGAAGGCAUCCUGAGUAGAUCAAUCAAAGAGAAGACAGAAACAUACGCAUUCUUGAUUCCCCUUGUUCGAACGCUGAUAUCCAAAGUUUACCAACUUCUCUUCAUGAACCUGCACCUACCCUCGUUGCCUCUCACCAAUGGCAGCCCCUCUUUCUUUGAGGACUUCCGGGAGUAUUGCAGCUCUGAUGAAUGGCAAGUUUAUAUUGAUAAAUAUAUUAUUCCAUAUAUGAAACAGUAUGAAGUCAAUACAUUCAGUGAUGGUCAUGAGCAUAUGGCACUUUAUUGGAAGGACUGUUAUGAGGCAUUAAUGGUGAAUAUGCAUAAGCGAGACAGAGAACGAGGAGAAAGCAAGCUCAAAUUUCAGGAGUGUUUUGUGGAGCCAUUUAACCGAAAGGCACGCCAGGAGAACCUGCGUUAUAACAGCAUGCUAAAACAGCUUAAUAGUCAACACACCGCUACUCUGAGGCAGUGGAGAGCAGCCCAACUUUACCUGACUUGUGAACAGGGCCCCUGGGCUGAAAGGAAACAGAAUCCCAUUCACUGGAAACUUUCAAAUGUGGAAAACUACUCACGUAUGAGGUUAAAACUAGUGCAAAAUUACAAUUUCAACUCCCAUCAGGAGGCCAGUGACCUGAGAGACAAUUUAGGGAUGCAGCAGACACAGCCAUCUAGUGAGUCACUGCUCCUGGAGGUGGUGAAGCAGGUAAAAGUUAGUGACAUGGAGGAUGAUAUACUUGAACUGCCAGAAGAGGACACAACUGCUGGUGCAAGCAUGGAUGAAAAGGAGGAGCAGGGUCAGAAAGAAAAAUUGGUACUGUCUGAAGAAUGUGAACUCAUCACACUAAUUGAUGUAAUACCUGGCAGACUGGAGGUCACUACCCAGCACAUCUGCUUCUAUGAUGGCAGCAUUGAAAAGGAGGAAGGAGUAGGUUUUGAUUUCAAAUGGUCCCUUUCUCAAAUUCGAGAGAUACACUUGCGCCGAUACAACUUGAGGCGGUCAGCCUUGGAGAUCUUCCUAACAGAUCAGACCAACUACUUCCUUAACUUCAAUAAGGAGGUGAGAAACAAAGUAUACAGUCGAAUCUUGUCACUCCGUUCUCCAAAUAUUUAUGGGACCAGAUCUCCACAGGAACUGUUUAAAGCUUCAGGCUUGAUGCAGAAAUGGGUGAACAGAGAAAUAUCAAACUUUGACUAUCUCAUUCAAUUGAACACCAUGGCGGGACGAACUUACAAUGACCUUGCCCAAUAUCCUGUGUUUCCUUGGGUCCUGCGAGAUUACACAUCAGAAGAGUUGGACUUGAAUAAUCCUGCUGUCUUUAGGGAUCUAUCCAAACCCAUUGGAGUGGUGAAUGAAAAGAAUGCCAAAGCUGUGCAAGAAAAAUAUGAGAAUUUUGAGGAUCCUCUUGGGACGAUUGACAAGUUUCACUAUGGUACUCACUACUCAAAUGCUGCUGGUGUCAUGCAUUAUCUCAUUCGAAUAGAGCCUUUCACCACACUGCAUAUCCAGCUUCAGAGUGGCAGGUUUGACUGUGCAGAUCGGCAGUUCCAUUCCAUUCCUGCAACAUGGCAAGCCCUUAUGGAUAACCCAAAUGAUGUGAAAGAGCUUAUCCCAGAGUUCUUCUACUUCCCAGAGUUCUUGGAGAAUCAAAAUAAGUUUAACUUGGGUCAGCUACAAAUCUCCAAAGAGGUAGUGAAUGAUGUUGUUCUCCCAAAAUGGGCCAAGUCACCUGAAGAUUUCAUUUGUAAACACAGGAAAGCACUGGAGUCUGAGUAUGUCUCUGCUCAUCUCCAUGAAUGGAUAGAUCUGAUUUUUGGCUACAAACAGAGGGGACCAGCUGCAGUGGAGGCGCUCAAUGUGUUCUAUUACUGUACUUACGAAGGAGCUGUGGAUUUAGAUGCCUUAACAGAUGAGAAGGAAAGGAAAGCUUUAGAAGGGAUGAUUAACAAUUUUGGACAAACACCCUGUCAGCUGCUGAAGGAGCCUCAUCCUGCGAGAUUAUCUGCAGAGGAGGUAGUACAGAGACAGACCAAAAGUGACAGCUCAACCCUGAAUCUGUUCCAGCAUCUCCCUGAACUUAAGUCAUUCUUCGUAGAGGGUAUCAGUGAUGGUGUUCCCAUUGUCAAGGCUGUUGUUCCCAGGAACCAGUCACGUUCCUUUAUGUCUCAAGGGAGCCCAGAGAUCCUGGUGAUAGCAAGUCUGAACUGCAUUAUUGGAACCCACGGGUGGCUACCAUAUGAUAGAAAUAUCUCCAACUAUUUUACAUUCAUCAGAGAUCCAACUGUGACAAAUCCCAAAACCCAGCGUAGCAUAAAUGGUCCUUUCGCUCCAGGGCUAGAGAUCACCUCUAAACUGUUUGUAGUGUCCCAUGAUGCAAAGUUGCUGUUCAGUGGAGGGCACUGGGACAAUAGCAUCAGAGUGACAUCGCUCACAAAGGGCAAGUUAAUUGGACAGCAUGUCAGACACAUGGAUAUUGUGACCUGUUUGGCUAUAGAUUUCUGUGGAAUCCAUUUAAUUUCAGGUUCCAGAGACACGACGUGUAUGAUAUGGCAAAUAGUUCAGCAAGGAGGAGUUCCUGUAGGCCUGGCACCUAAACCCUUGCAGAUUUUGUAUGGACAUACUGAUGAGGUAUCCAGUGUUAGCAUCAGCACUGAACUGGACAUGGUGGUAUCUGGAGCCAGGGAUAGCACUGUGAUUAUUCAUACUAUUCGGAAAGGUCAGUACAUGAGGACUUUGCGACCACCUUGUGAGAGUUCCCUUCUGCUGACUGUUCCCAACCUGGCUGUAUCCUGGGAAGGACACAUAGUUGUCCACACCAGUAUAGAAGGAAAGACUACUCUCAAGGAUAAGAAUGCAUUACAUCUCUAUUCUGUGAACGGGAAGUAUUUGGGCUCUGAGAGUCUAAAGGAGGAAGUGUCAGACAUGUGUGUGACUGGCGAAUAUAUUGUGAUGGGGAGCUUACAAGGAUUCCUUUCCAUACGAGAUCUCUAUAGCCUGAAUCUCAGCAUCUCCCCCUUAGCCAUGCGACUGCCGAUUCGCUGCAUUUCUGUUACCAAAGAAUACAGCCACAUCCUUGUAGGCUUGGAGGAUGGCAAGUUGAUUGUCGUUGGUGUUGGCAAGCCAGCUGAGAUGCGCUCAGGUCAGCUUUCCCGAAAACUGUGGGGAUCAAGCAAACGGCUCAGCCAGAUUUCAUCGGGAGAGACUGAAUAUAACACUCAAGAUUCCAAGUGAUUGCUGCUCCUGAAUUCUCUCAUGGAUUCCAGAAAUUUGUUUAGUCUUUUGGUCACUCUAAACAUAUCUCUCAACUUUCUGAUGAGUGUUUCAGGGUCUUAUCCUUGACAGUCAGUUGAAGACCAACAUAUGGUAGAGGUACAGUAAUUUACAUAUGCACACAUGCAAAUUAGCCCACAAUUGCUUUUAUUGCUUUUUUCCUAAUCACAUUGAUUUGGUAGCAGUAGAACUCUUUCUAGAUUAUGUGCUGGAACUGAGUUUCAAAAAAAGACCUCCAAGUGCAUUAAACCACAAAUGAUACAAGUGAAUAAUGCUAGAUGUUCCUCUCUUGCUUGGAAGAGAUUAACUCAAAUUCAAGGAAAAUAUCCCAUUCUCAUCUUACAUCUUUGUAAUUCCAGGAUCAUAAACUUAAAAUUCCUUCAAUUGCAGAUAUACUGAUAAAAUUGGGACAGUUGAGAGUUAUGACUUCAAAUAUAUUCUUCAGACCAAUCAGCUUGCUGUGUACUACUGUAAAUGAUUAUUAAUAAUCCUCUAUUGCGUGGCUCCUGAGAGAAUCCCUUUUAGACUGUUCUGCAGGGAGCACCUCAAUGGCACUACUUGAUUGUCAGAAAUUGUUUAACUGACAUACAACAAUGAAUUAUAACCUUGUAGGAAUUGGGUAGGGUGAAUAUUUGCUGCAGAACAUUCUUUAGGUGGUUUGGCAAGGCAACACGCACAUUUAGAAAUCCCUUGCAUGUUUUAAGAUCUCGUAUUAAUACAGAGGGAAUGAGAAUCACAUUUCCAUGUCUGUCAAGAUUGAGUUGUUCUUCAUUAAUAGCAUAAUUACUGCAAACCAAAAUGUCUAAUUUCAACAUUAAGAUCACCUGAAAAACUUUGUAUCAUAAUUUUACAUUUACCAUACCUUGUUUCUUGGCUCUGUAUUUGUCAGACAAGUAACCUGGUUUAGCCAUAUUCAUAUUGCUGGAAAAGUAAGUAGAAAAAUCCAGAUACUAUAUGCAUAUGUGGGAGAGGAAGACAUCAUAGCCCUGCAUAUACUGUAAACAACAAAAAUAGUACUCAAAAGCUCAAGUACUCUUGGGAAAACCUUAUCUUCAGGGCAAAGAGUAAAAUUUUUUUAGGUGGGAAUAUGACUGUAUGUAAAUAGAGGAAAAUAUUGUUCCCUUACAUCUUGUGUGGAAGUGGUAAUAAUUGAAAACAAGAUGUCCCUGUAACCAAUGCAGAUACAGAAUUGAUUUAGUUAAUAUUUCUCAGACACCUCUCCCUUCUUCUUCCUUAUUUUAUUACUUAUGGAGGUGAGGAUGUGUUGUAUCUUUUCUAAAUAUUGCCUGAUUUCCCUAGCACUGGAGAGUUGUUGAACUACCAAGGCACCCCAUACAGUAUAAUCUAAUUUCAUUCACUUUAGUGCAAUAUUUCUUGAUAGUCUAAAGAAGUAGUAAUCACUCUUUCCACGACACAUUUUUUGUUAAACCAACAUCCCAAUCUUAAUUUCAUAAAGAAAAUAAUGACCCUAUAUCAUGCUUUUAUACACUGAAUAUUUGUAAUGACCUUAUUAUUUACUAAUCUAAAAAGAAUCGUGUUGCUUGUUUUAACCGUUACUUUCAAAUUAUAUCAAUUAUAACAUUAAGUUAUAUCUGAUCAGUGAACAAAUUAGACGAGAUUAUGUAUAACUAUAAUACUAACUAAUCACUGUGACAGAUCAAAUCAUCUGAAAAUUAUGUGAAAAUGGAAACAUUUCUCUGUGGCACUUGUCAGUAUGUUUUUUAACCCCAUUUCUCUCUGUCACUCACUCCCUCUCCCCUUCACCUCCCCACUUUGCAAUGAGUUAUGGACAUGGGAAGAAAGUCUACAUGAAAAAAAAUAUAUUAACUAGUUACUGAUACAAUAACAAUACCAAGGAUACUCUGGAAGUAUUAAGUGUAUGUGAAUGUGAAGUAGGUUUGUCUAUUGUAAUUUCAAAAGUAAGAGAUUUUGAAGAGUUAUUGAGACAGAAGUUUAGAAGAAUCACAGUUUUGAAUGUGUGAUUUUAUUAUAGUUAAGUGGGAUUAUAUUGAAUUUUCAAAUGAAUUUGCUUGGGGAUACUGUGGUGAUGGUUUUAUAACUGUACAUUUAAGAUCUUAAAUGUGUAUAUUUGGAUUUUUUUAAAACUAUGAGACUGUUUGACUAGCAGAAUCAAAGUGGAGAAAUUUAGAAAGUUAAUGUUCUGUGUAAUGCUUGGCCAGAACACAAGUUUUUCUGUUGUCAUUUGUGCAGAGAGCUCACAUGUGAGUUUUUGAAAGCAUCUUUAUUCGUAUUAGGUAUUUUAUGCAAAAGUUUUAAUUUUUGAACUGGUGAACAUUUUAGCAUUUGUAUCCACGUAAGAAAAUCAGGGAAACUGGUCAACCUCCAUAAAAUGUAAUGUAGGUUUAGAAAUUGGAAAGAUGCAGGCAUUUGUAUUAUAAUAAUGAUAAUCUGAAUAUAUAACACUUUAAUCCAAGGAUUUUGGUGCUUUACAAGCAUUAGUUAAGCCUCACGAAUGUUAGCUACUGGUAUAAAUUAGAGCUGCCCUCAUAAUGCUCUGUCUUGGCGCUAAGGGACCAACCCUGCACAAACCAGCAACAAGAUCAUGGGAGUACAAAGGUGAGUGUUAAAUCACAUUUACACACUACUUGCAUUUUGUGCAGAUUGGCCAUAGCUGAGCAUCUGGUCCCUUGAGAAUGAAAGGUGCUACUUAAAUUCCAAUUUGUCGUCUUUUCAUGCACCAGCAGCAGCAGUUUUCUCAACUACUCAACAGUGUCUGUCUGCAAGCAGCACUAUACUUUGCUUAAUCUGUAAAAGGAAGCUGUAAAUAAAAGAUGCGGUUUGUAUGUGAGAGCUAUAAGUAAGGAAGAAUUUACCUGGUGUUCCACUUGUUUUUGUUUAACUUAUUUUCUUUCAUUUUUUCUUGAAUUAAUUAUACAAUUUUUUUGUGGUUGUAUGAAUUGUGGCUGGUUUGCAGUUCACACUGAGCAGUGGACACUGAAUUAGUGCACUGCACUUCUUCUAAGAUUUAAAUUUUUACUUUUGAUGACUCUUCAAGCUAAUAGUGCUCUUGGAUACCAUCCCCUCUGCUCUUCUCGUAGAGUGAAAAUAGUUAUCAAAAUACAAGUUCUCUUUAGUCUUUUUACACUAUGAUUUAUUUAUUUAACUUUGUUUUAGAAAGUAAAGCUGUGACAUGACGCAGUUCUGACUAUGAAUUCAGAUCAGGCUAGUCUGAAUACACAGUUGCUUUAUAACACUAAGAAUUUUUAAGUCCCUUUUGUAGGUGUUCUUGUCUUUUGUUUAACCAUUGGAGGCCACAGUGAUAUCUAUGGAAAAUAAAAAAUAUUGCUUACCUGUGAGGUGGACUUAAAAGAAAAGCUAAGUCAGCACUGUAAACAUAUGUAUUUAAAAAAAAAAAAAAAGCUGAAUAUUGACUCAUCUCUGCCUAGUAAUUUAUAAACUGGAUUCACCAGUUAGCAGUAUUCAGUAACUUUCACUUACAGUCUGGGGAAGUGCUUAGAAUAAUUUUGUUUCCAAUAAAAUUUGUGUUAGAUUAUCAAUGUUAUCGAUUUAUGUUGCAAGCCUCAGUGGUGGUAAUUCUUUUUGGUUGUCUUAUUUUUAUGUACUGUGGCGAAUGUUAUCUAAUAUCAUGCUAAGUGUUCAUUUGGGAAAUGCCAGUUAUACACUCAUUGUCCAAGUUAAGGUAAAACAAAACUAAACACGUGGGUAAUAUUGCAUCAGCGUAUUUAUUUUCUGUGUAUCAUACUCACCUUGUGCAAUCUUUGAAACUUUAUCUUUUCCAUCAUCCACCUAUCUUCCCACCACCAGCACGCACAAAAAAAACCCUGUUUAAACCAUCUUUUUCCUUUUAUUUAAAAUAUUUGUGGAAGGGCGGGGUCUUAAUUCAGAAAGCACCCAGUAAGAUCUUUGAUUAAUCUAGAUAUUCAUCUAAGCAAAGCUUUUCUUCAAUACCUGCUUUAACUACAAAUAGUAUUAUACAUUUUUAAAUUUAAAUGGCAUAUGGACUUUUAAGUAGCCUAUUGAAUUGAUUGUUUUGAUAAGGAGCCUCUUUAAUGUCUUAAAAACAGAGUUCUCCUGCAAUGCAGAGGAUUAAAACAAUAAUAUUCCGCCCCAUUUAAAAAAAUAAAUAAAAUCCCACAAUCUAGAAAGGGAUAGCCAGUGAGUGAUCUCCUAUUACUCUGGUUGUGUCUUAAUGGAAUUCAGUGGGUGUUGGCCAUCUAACUCCCUUAGGCUCUGAUGAAAAUCCUACCCAUUAUCUUUAAAUGUUCUUAUUUGAGAGUUCAUAUAUAGCUAUCAUCCACUAAAAAAAGAUUUCAUCUUGUAGAUUACUUAGUUGAAGAAGUAUGUUUGUGUAUGGCCUGCAGUACUGUAGAGAGUUUGAGACUAGGUUACAUUUUUUUCUUUUCAAGGGCUAUAUUAAAAAUCUGAUCUUUUAUUUGGAGGAAAUGCUAAGACUCUUUAUUAAAUAUACUGGUAGGCCUGAUCCUGUGAACCAGCUGAAGGCCCUAAUUCUGGAAAGCACUCAAGUGUUGUCCUGAAGGGGAAUGCUUGCUUGAACCAGCCCAUUGAGCUUACUACUAUGACAGCAAAGGAGUGACUUGCACUUGUGAGCACUACAUCUGUUAAUGUUCAGAGGAUUGGGCAUAUAGUUCUGUAAACAUCAGAUUCAAUUCUACAAAUCAGGAAUCUUGAACAAAUCUUUAAUCUCAGAUUUGAUUAACAGAAUGUACCAACUAUACACUGAAAUGUUCCUAGUUCUACACAAGCUAAGUAUUAAGAGGGUUAAGAAGUUUUUAAAAGAGGUUGUUCUUAGAUCAUUUACACUUCACGAUACUGCUAUGCAGUAAUGGUGCAAACUGGGCUAUUUUUAAUCCAUUUUAUUGAGUCUGUCAUUCUUUGUAGAAGUGCAGUCAUGUGUGGCUAUGUAACAAAUAAUUAUACAAGGAAGAUACUUAAGCAAGUGCUCCCAUGACAGACUGUAAUGAUUUAUAGAUGUAGUUUUAAAAUCAUUUCUUCUGCUGAAUCUCAAGAGUUGCAUUCAGUGUUACAAAGUGAACUUCCUUCCUUGUUCUGGUGGUAGAGUUUUCCAAUACCCAUCUGUACAUUGCCUCUCUGGACGCCCACAUCUGAGGCAAUACAGGCGGGGAGUUCAGUGGGUGAGUCCAUGCAUUCUGAGGAACCCAGUUUCACUCUAUAUUCCUCACCUCUUCUAAUAACGCUUGUUAGCCCACUCUUCCAAAGGUCUGCAGUCCCCUGCCAGGCUACUGCGAUUCAAACUAGGUAGCAGGAGCUGUACAGAUAGUACAAUAGGGUUGACCCCUUCUGUUGGAGCCUAAGCACCUUAGCAUCACUGACCUUGGGACUGAGUACACGAGAGCAAGAUAACCUAAAAGGUCUAUUUUGUCCAUCCCAAGGUGACAGUCCAGAAUUGUUCCUUACACUAAAUGUAGAGUGCUUGGUGUAGCUUAAAUGUGUCCGGUGCUAGGGUUUCCAUUUCUACUCUUGGAAAAUAGUUCUACAGUCUAAUAAACCUGAUGCUUGAGGAAUUAGUGCUGAUAUUUAAUCUAGAUUUUUCUUUGUUCAAUUUCAUCUUCCACACUGAGCUGUAUCCCCUUGGAACACUGGGGAUGUUUUCUUUCUGUUUGAUACCUAAGUCUUUCACAUACUAUAUUUAAUUGCCAAACUGUGCAUGUAUAAAGCAACAGAGGGUCCUGUGGCACCUUUGAGACUAACAGAA